CGCAGGGUGACGUGUCUGAGCCGGAGAACCGGAAGUCGCGGCUGCGGAGGGAGCGGAGCUGCGAUGCCGUUGAGAGACCCGGUACAGGCCGCCAGGCGCCCCCUCCCCGCCCGGGCGCCGCGGCGUGUCCCCGCGGCCAUGGGCCUCCCGCGGCGGCGGCUGCUGCUGCUGCCUGUGGCGCUGCUGGCGGCCUGCGCGCCCCGCGGCGGAGCCUUCUACCUGCCGGGCCUGGCGCCCGUCAACUUCUGCGAGGAGGGGCGGGCGUCGGACGAGUGCAAGUCUGUGAUAGAGCUGUUUGUGAACAGGCUUGACUCUGUGGAAUCUGUUCUUCCCUAUGAAUAUACUGCGUUCGAUUUUUGCCAAGCAGCAGGUGAAAAACGUCCAUCUGAAAAUCUUGGUCAAGUAUUGUUUGGAGAGAGAAUAGAACCAUCACCAUAUAAGUUUACAUUUAAGAAGGAAGAGAAAUGUAAAUCUGUUUGCACAAAAGUAUAUGACACAAAAAACCCAGAGGAUAAGCAAAAACUGGACUUUUUGAAAAAAAGCAUGUUGUUGAACUAUCAACAUCAUUGGAUUGUGGACAACAUGCCUGUAACUUGGUGCUAUGAUGUUGACAACAACCAGAAGUUUUGCAAUCCUGGAUUUCCUAUUGGCUGUUUUACUACAGAAAAAGGUCAUCCAAAGGAUGCCUGUGUCAUUAAUGCAGAGUUUCGUGAAGAAGAUACCUUUUACAUAUUCAACCAUGUAGAUAUUAAGAUAUUCUACCAUGUUGUAGAAAAGGAGGCGGUAGGAGCAAGACUCGUAGCUGCUAAACUUGAACCAAAAAGCUUCAAACAUACACAUAUAGAUAACCCUGACUGCUCAGGACCACCCAUGGGUAUAAGUAACAAGGCUAAUGGGGAGAUCAAAAUUGCUUACACGUACUCAGUUAGCUUUCAGGAAGAAGAAAAGAUAAAAUGGGCAUCCAGAUGGGAUUAUAUUUUGGAAUCCAUGCCACACACCCAUAUUCAGUGGUUUAGCAUCAUGAAUUCCUUGGUGAUUGUCCUUUUCCUAUCUGGGAUGGUAGCUAUGAUCAUGUUAAGGACACUACAUAAAGACAUUGCAAGAUAUAAUCAGAUGGAUUCCACUGAAGAUGCCCAGGAGGAAUUUGGCUGGAAACUGGUUCAUGGAGACAUAUUCCGGCCCCCAAGAAAAGGAAUGCUACUCUCUGUUUUUCUCGGCUCUGGCACACAGAUCUUAAUUAUGACUUUUGUUACUCUGUUUUUUGCUUGCCUGGGAUUUUUGUCGCCUGCUAACCGAGGAGCAUUGAUGACCUGUGCCGUGGUCUUGUGGGUGCUGCUUGGAACUCCAGCAGGUUACGUUGCUGCCAGAUUCUACAAAUCUUUUGGUGGUGAGAAAUGGAAAACAAAUGUCCUGCUGACAUCAUUCCUUUGUCCUGGAAUUGUAUUUGCGGAUUUCUUUAUCAUGAACCUCAUUCUUUGGGGAGAAGGAUCUUCAGCAGCUAUUCCCUUUGGAACUUUGGUUGCUAUUUUGGCACUUUGGUUUUGCAUAUCUGUGCCACUGACAUUUAUUGGUGCCUACUUUGGUUUUAAGAAAAAUGCUAUUGAACACCCAGUUCGUACCAAUCAGAUUCCUCGUCAGAUUCCUGAACAAUCAUUCUACACAAAACCAUUACCUGGCAUUAUCAUGGGAGGGAUUUUGCCCUUUGGGUGCAUCUUUAUACAACUUUUCUUCAUUCUAAAUAGUAUUUGGUCCCAUCAGAUGUAUUAUAUGUUUGGCUUCCUAUUUCUUGUGUUCAUUAUUUUGGUUAUUACAUGUUCUGAGGCCACUAUACUGCUUUGCUAUUUCCAUCUGUGUGCAGAGGAUUAUCACUGGCAGUGGCGUUCCUUCCUUACCAGUGGUUUUACUGCAGUUUAUUUUCUGAUAUAUGCAAUACACUAUUUCUUUUCUAAACUGCAAAUCACAGGGACAGCAAGCACCAUUUUGUACUUUGGUUACACCAUGAUAAUGGUUUUGAUCUUCUUUCUUUUCACAGGGACAAUUGGAUUCUUUGCAUGCUUUUGGUUUGUGACCAAAAUUUACAGCGUGGUGAAAGUUGACUGAUGGAAGAAACCCCAGUGUGUGAAAGUUGGCACAGAAGGGAUUUGAUCUUCAUUAACAUAAUUUAAAGACCUGUUCUUGGUGAUGAAUUUAAGCUUUAUCAGAAGUAUUGACAUCUUGUUCCCUGGGAAUGAUACUGAAUACACAUCCUCCUCAAAACACUUUUUCCACAAAAGCGUUUGUAUUGUGAUUUAACAAUCUGUUUUCAUUCAAAUCUUCUUAAUGAAGACCAGAGUUAAAUAUUGUAUGCAUUUGUAAAUAUAACUAUACUGUAAUAAAAACAUUAAAUUCUAAUGGCAGAAUAGAAGUGGCUGUAUUACGCAACUUAAUGAUCCUGCUGAAUAAAAUACAAUUGUAAAUAGGAUUUUCUAGGCUUGGUAGGAGGGAUGAAUUAUUUUUCUUUUGAAGGAAAUGAGAACUUUUUAUCAUGCUAACUUUAAGGAUGUCUCCAAGGUGGGUUGCUGUUUUGGAUGUGUUUUUUAUUUUGUACUAGUGAUAUGUCCAUAAAUAUUCCAAUUUCUGUGACUUCAUUGGUUUCAGUGUUAUUGGCCUUUUAAACUAUGUGCCUCUGAGUCUUUGAAUUUAUAAAUUCAUAACCUUGUUGUAAAAAUAUCUUCAAUGGGUAAUUACAUAUUAGAAAUUUAUGAAGUUAUGUAAAUACAGAUAUAUUGACAAGGGAGGUUUUAAAAUUAUGUGGAGUCUUUUAUUGCAUUUUACUAUAUUUGAUUAAUGUAUAUUGACACUCCUUUUGAUCUGGGAAAAAAUCAGUUGUCCUAAAUGACUAAUGCUUAAAAUGUGAUAGUGGUGUGUGAGAAUGAAAUUAGACAAUUACACAUAUGCACUGCAGGAUUAAUCCAGCCCUUAACCAAGCUACUUUUUCUGAGACUAAAUCAUAUGUGGAGAAGAUCUUAAUAUAUGCGCAGCAUUCACUGCUGAUCUUCUUUUAACUGAUCUUAAUGAUGCAUAUUCCAUAAAGCACCUGUGGCUAGAUUUAUUUAAGCAAAAAAACCAAAAAACCCACUGUUUUUGCCUCGUGUUCUGAGAAACGAAUCAGUUCCAGGUGACUGACUAGAAUGACUUAUUCCACAGUAAAUUUUAACAAAUUUGAAAUGUUCUUGUUCAGUAAUUUAGAUUCAUAACUGUUCAUCUAUCCGCAAGGACAGCAUGUUUCCCACAGUCUGAUAAAAUAUUAUUAAACUGCAUGUACUAGUUGUCAGUCAUAAAUUAAAUUUCUUUUGUCUGAUUUUUCUAAUGGUAUGCUUUUCUAAAAGACCUUAACCUAAUGAUGCUCGAAUACUGAAUCAAUAAAAAUAUUGUUGGUUAA
This is a messenger RNA of Mauremys mutica (yellowpond turtle), 3421 nucleotides long. It is a transcript of the gene TM9SF2, whose product is annotated as transmembrane 9 superfamily member 2. Gene Ontology annotation, biological process: protein localization to membrane. Lineage: Eukaryota; Metazoa; Chordata; Testudines; Geoemydidae. The coding region runs from base 64 to 2100 and encodes 678 amino acids. The record is from RefSeq and is a predicted model, not a curated record. The transcript is spliced from 17 exons. Gene Ontology annotation, cellular component: membrane.